Messenger RNA from Ipomoea nil (Japanese morning glory), 1497 nucleotides. Its product is annotated as serine/threonine-protein kinase AtPK2/AtPK19-like. Lineage: Eukaryota; Viridiplantae; Streptophyta; Magnoliopsida; Solanales; Convolvulaceae. Gene Ontology annotation, biological process: protein phosphorylation. Gene Ontology annotation, molecular function: ATP binding; protein serine/threonine kinase activity. Bases 308 to 1444 code for a protein of 378 amino acids. The record is from RefSeq and is a predicted model, not a curated record. The transcript has 7 exons.
CAGUUAUAAACGGCCACGCAACGCCUCCUCCGUCGCCCGUUGUCUUCCUCAAACCAAACUUCUCUCCUCACCGCUCCGAUCCGCCACCCUUCAUCCUCUUCGCGCCCUUUUGUCUGAUCUUCAUGAUUUCAAGAAGCACUGCUGCAUUCUGCGUUUCCUCUGAAGCAGGAAACGAAAACACCUCUAUUCUCUGCAAUCUGGUCUGCAAUUUCCCUGAAUUCUUUGGAUCUUCGGGCGUUUUCCUUAAUCCAUUUGGUUUUCGGGGAGUUGAGGAGAAGCUUCUUUUACCGGAAAUCUUUAGCACAAAAUGGUUUCAGCCCAUCUGCUUCCUGUUGGACCACCAGAUGCCAUAGUCUUGGGGUCUGAGAAAAAACCAGUGUUAGAGGGUGAAGGGAAAGUUGAGAAAUGUUGUUCUGAGGAUGUUGUUGCCAAUGAAUCUGUUGUUUCAUCGAAACAAGUCGGGCUCGAGGAGUUUGAAGUGUUGAAAGUUGUGGGCGAAGGGGCGUUUGGGAAAGUCUUUCAGGUGCAGAAGAUUGAAACCUCGGAGAUCUUUGCAAUGAAAGUUAUGAGGAAAGACAAGAUCUUGAAGAAAAACCAUGUUGAGUAUAUGAUAGCCGAGAGAGCUAUUCUGACAAAAAUAGAUCACCCGUUCAUCGUGCAGCUCAGAUAUUCCUUCCAAACAAAAUAUAGACUCUACCUUGUUUUGGACUUUGUCAAUGGGGGACACCUUUUCUUUCAACUCCACCAUCAAGGCUUAUUCAGGGAGGAUUUAGCCCUAAUAUACACAGCUGAGAUUGUUUCCGCAGUUUCUUACCUCCAUGAAAACGGGAUAAUGCACAGAGAUCUCAAACCAGAAAAUGUACUGUUGGAUGCAGAAGGACAUGUUGUAUUGGCUGAUUUUGGCCUGGCAAAGGAGUUCGAUGAGACCACGCGAUCCAACUCGAUGUGUGGAACAUUGGAGUAUAUGGCACCAGAAAUCGUUCUCGGGAAGGGCUACGACAAGGCUGCUGAUUGGUGGAGUGUUGGAGUUCUUCUGUUUGAGAUGCUUACUGGAAAGUCUCCAUUUUAUGGUGGAAACAGACAUAAAGUUCAGCAGAAGAUUGUAAAAGACAAGAUCAAACUCCCAGCAUAUUUAUCAAGGGAAGCACAUUCACUGCUAAAAGGGCUGCUGCAGAAGGACCCGAGCAAGCGCCUUGGGAGUGGGGCGGGAGGGGGCGGGGAAAUAAAAGGGCACAAGUGGUUCGGGUCGAUCAACUGGAAGAAGCUGGAAGCGCGAGAAAUCCAGCCAAGUUUUCGCCCCGAGGUUGCGGGGAAACGCUGCACUGCGAAUUUCGAUGAGCGGUGGACGAGCAUGGCUCUGUUGGUGGAUUCUCCUGCUGCUAGUCCAAAUUCUGGUGGUGAAAACCCCUUCAGGGAUUUCACUUAUCAUGAUUCUCUGCUUUAAUGUAACAAGAAAUGUUUUUUAUGGAUAUAAAAAAAAGUAUAUUUUUAGCAUUA